AGAAAAAAAAUAAAUUUACAAAAUAAAAUACAAAAAAAGUGAUCAAUCAAAGAGAGUUUAUUAGAAAAAUGAUCAAGUUAAAUUUGUUACUUUUUGUUCUCAUGCUCCUGUUUACUGGAGCUUUUGCGCCUCUUCCUGAAAAUAUAGUACCUUGUCACCGCAAUGACCCUGAUAUCGCAAAUUGCAUUAAAAACCGUGUAAAUGAAUUGAAACCUCGCCUUGCCACGGGAAAGAUCGCCAAGGACUUUAGUGUCCCUCAAUUGGAGCCCUUGUCUUUGGAUACAAUUCAAAUGAGUCGCGGCACGGAAUUCAAAGCAGUAUUCACCAACUUACUCGUGCGUGGUCCCAGUAACUUUGAAAUUGAAAAAAUCAAAGUUGAUUUGGAUUCAUUAGUGUUUGAUUUUGUCAUCUUUUUGCCAAAACUGGAAUACAAAGGCAAAUAUUCGCUCAAGAUAAAGUUGUUACUUUUGGACAUUGCGGGAAAGGGGGAUGUCACUGGAUCGUUAGACAAUACACGUGCACGUGUUCGUCUGCGUGGUGUCCGUUACCAAAAAGAUGGAAAAACUUAUAUGAAAUUCGAAAGAUUCCAGUUCAAAAUUCAAGUGAGUUCGUCGAAAAUCCAUUUGGACAACUUGUUUAAUGGUGACGCCACAUUGGGACAAAUUGGAAAUCAAUUUAUCAAUGACAACAUUGACUUGUUCUUGAGCGAAGUGACACCUGGAUUGGAGAAGAGUUUAGCCGAAACAUUCACUGAAGUAGCAAAUGAUAUCCUUAAGGCAGCUACUUUGGACGAAAUUUUCCCCUAAAUUGUGAUCUACUUUUAUAAAUGCAUUUAACCUUACAUUUAGUUCGUAAGAGCACUUAAGUUGAUAUUUUAUGGGUUUUGGAUAGGAAAAUAAUGUUAAAACAGCAAGAUAGAAUACUUUAGUUACAGAUUGAAAACGAAAUUAAAGCACCCGAAAUAAAUAUAAACAUUUUGUAUAAUAAUAUUAAGAUAAUUUUAAGUUUAGGCUCAUAAGUAAAGCACACUGGCGAUAUAAUAAAAAAAUAAGUAAUUAAUAGGAUAUAUUCGAUUAAGAACCAGUAUUUAAACAUAAAAAAAAACUAUUUUAGAAAAAAAAAAUUGGGAAUGUGAAUAUUUUUUU
This is a messenger RNA of Culicoides brevitarsis, 1145 nucleotides long. Its product is annotated as protein takeout-like. NCBI's taxonomy places the organism in Eukaryota, Metazoa, Arthropoda, Insecta, Diptera, Ceratopogonidae. The transcript is spliced from 3 exons. The coding region runs from base 69 to 806 and encodes 245 amino acids. The record is from RefSeq and is a predicted model, not a curated record.